This is a messenger RNA of Rodentolepis nana, 285 nucleotides long. The record is from the annotation of a GenBank genome assembly. Lineage: Eukaryota; Metazoa; Platyhelminthes; Cestoda; Cyclophyllidea; Hymenolepididae.
AUGAACACCUAUGGUUCUGGUGGAAAUAAAGCCGUUAUAAAGAAUGCUGAUAUGACAGAUGACAUGCAGCAAAAGGCUGUGGACUGUGCUCAAGAUGCAAUGAACAAGUACAGUGUGGAAAAGGAUGUUGCAGCUCAUAUAAAGAAGGAGUUUGACAGAAUAUUCGGUCCCACUUGGCAUUGUAUUGUCGGUAAAAACUUCGGCAGCUACGUCACUCAUGAAACGAGACACUUCAUUUAUUUUUACAUGGGACAAGUUGCUAUUUUGCUUUUCAAAUCCGGGUGA